GUUGACGUGAUUGGAACGAUGCAUUUCUGGGGACUGACCCUGGAUACCGUAUCCUGCGUGAUUCUGGUGAUUGCCAUCGGGCUUUGCGUGGAUUAUUCGGCCCACAUGGGCCACACUUUCAUGACUCUGGCUGGCGAUAGAAAAACAAGAGUCAGGGUGACGAUCGAGGAAAUCGGACCCGCCGUUUUCCACGGAGGCUUCUCCACUUUCAUAGCCUUUGUGUUGCUCAGUGGAUCUGAAUCAUACGUUUUCACCACUUUCUUCAAGGCCAGCGUUUUGAAUUACCAAUACGAUUCCAUGAGCGGAUCCGCGAUUCAAAUCGAAGCCAUGAGAACAACCAAGGAAAUCAUUGCUAACGAACAGCUCGUUUCCGUUGAGCCGGAAGCGGAAGUCGGGGCAUUUGCAUUUUCCCCGGCAUUUGGAAAUUGGAUCACUGACGAAGUUAUUGGCGACGAAUUGUUGCGGAAUAUGUUGCUGGCCUUGCUGUGUGUGCUGAUCAUGACAUUGAUACUCAUCGCAUCAAUACCGACUUGCCUGAUGGUGCUGCUUUGUGUGAUUCUUACCCUGGUUGACGUGAUUGGAACGAUGCAUUUCUGGGGACUGACCCUGGAUACCGUAUCCUGCGUGAUUCUGGUGAUUGCCAUCGGGCUUUGCGUGGAUUAUUCGGCCCACAUGGGCCACACUUUCAUGACUCUGGCUGGCGAUAGAAAAACAAGAGUCAGGGUGACGAUCGAGGAAAUCGGACCCGCCGUUUUCCACGGAGGCUUCUCCACUUUCAUAGCCUUUGUGUUGCUCAGUGGAUCUGAAUCAUACGUUUUCACCACUUUCUUCAAGAUAUUCUUCUGCGUGGUGCUGUUCGGUAUGUUCCACGGCUUGUUCUUCCUGCCGGUGCUGCUGAGUUUCCUCGGCCCGGCCCCGUAUGCAACAGCGGAAGACGCGGGAGAUAAAGAAGAGACCAUCAGGAAUCAUUCGGGUUAUCGCAGCAGCGGACGCGGGCACCCUGAUAACAGCAAGAAAAGAGUCAAAGGAAGAGAUCAGGGGAAUCCUCGAAACGAGUUCGGCCCUUCCACUAAAAACGCGACUCCAGCACUUCAAGAAGAACCCAGAUAUUCCGGCAUCUCGAAUACUGGCUUUGUUGAGAUUCCGCUUGAGGUUAUCCCUGGCCGCGAAUCCGAGACUAUGGGGGAUCUCGUGGAAGACGAACUGGACAUAUAUGGAGAUGACUUGGGUGAAGAGUUAGCUAAAAGAGAAGAGGAAGGUGAUUUGGUCGAUCUUUACGAAGACGUUCUGGCACCGUCUUCUCGAUCCAUUGAACACCGAAAUGGACCCCGGCGAAGUCUGUCUCCUGUUCGAAACGGUUCACACCAUCACACGGGAUCGCGAGUGUCUGUUGUCGUUGGUAACCUGAACUGGUGGACGAAUGAGACUGACGUUGAGAAUGCUAUCAAAGCAACAGGCGUUGACGACUUCCUUGAGUUGAAAUUUGGAGAGAAUCGUGCAAAUGGGCAGUCCAAAGGGUAUUGUGUGGUGACGGUGGGUUCAGAAGCUAGCGCAAAACUAAUUUUGGAGAGAUUUCCGAAACGGGAAAUCAAUGGCCAGGUUCCACUCGCCCUGCCGCACACUAAAUCUGUAAUCGCCCAGUUGGAUUCCCAGUCAAAGAGCUCCAGGCCUUCUCCUCCGAUAAAUCAUCUUCCUCCUUUGGGUCCAAGCCGUGGUGUUCCGCCACAGCUUGGUGCGCCGCUGAGGUCUUCAGCGAUGAUGCUAGGCUUGCCACCUGGUCGCCGUGGACUACCGCAUUCGUUGCCUCCGCCUGGUGGACGACCCCCCCCAAUCGGUCCACCUCCGAUGCGAGGCCCGCCACCAGGAUUACCGCCUAUCGGCCUGCCUCCUGGACCCCCGCUUACCUUACCCCCAAUGCGUCCGCCGAUGAGUGGUAUUCCGCCGCCACUCGGACCCCCACCUUUGACUGCUCCACCUCCGGGAUUGCCGCCACCUGGAAUUCCUCCUCCCGGCCCGCCGCCCAUGGACGGUCGUGGACCAGGACGCCUACCAGAUUGGUCCCGUGGAGCGCCUCCUGGACCACCUCCUUCGCAUCCGCCUCCUGCGUUGCAUGUGAAUCCGGCGUUCCUGAAUGCUCCUCCGUCACAGCCACCUCCUGGUUAUGGACAUCCGCAGCAGAAACCCAACUUGUCAGAAGCUGAAUUCGAGGAUAUCAUGUCAAGAAACAGGACCGUAUCAUCCUCGGCCAUAUCCAGGGCUGUUCAAGAUGCGGCUACCGGCAAGUUUUCUAUUUUUUGGGCUUUUCUUACAAAAGCGAUCAUCUUGAGAGAAACUUUGACGGUCGCAUGA
Messenger RNA from Notodromas monacha, 2349 nucleotides. The record is from the annotation of a GenBank genome assembly. Lineage: Eukaryota; Metazoa; Arthropoda; Ostracoda; Podocopida; Cyprididae.